This is a messenger RNA of Frieseomelitta varia, 2196 nucleotides long. RefSeq names its product bifunctional 3'-phosphoadenosine 5'-phosphosulfate synthase 2-like. The transcript has 10 exons. The coding region runs from base 124 to 1992 and encodes 622 amino acids. NCBI's taxonomy places the organism in Eukaryota, Metazoa, Arthropoda, Insecta, Hymenoptera, Apidae. Gene Ontology annotation, biological process: sulfate assimilation; 3'-phosphoadenosine 5'-phosphosulfate biosynthetic process. The record is from RefSeq and is a predicted model, not a curated record. Gene Ontology annotation, molecular function: adenylylsulfate kinase activity; ATP binding; sulfate adenylyltransferase (ATP) activity.
GGAACUCAGUACAUCCGCGCAGGUCAUUAUUAUCAAUUCGUGAAUUUCGAACUGAGUUUGAAUUCAGUAUUGUACAUUCAUUUCAAGGCAGGAAAUUGCAGGAAGAGAAGUCUCUGGAGGAGAAUGGACCACGAAAAUGAAGCUGAGCAAUGUAAUAGAGAAACUAAUCGCGUACUCGCGACGAAUGUGAUCAAGCAAGUGCACCACGUGUCGAGGGAAAGACGAGGAGGAACCUAUGGGAAGUUCAAGGGAUUCCGUGGAUGUACAAUUUGGCUGACAGGGCUCUCCGGUGCUGGGAAGACUUCCAUUUCGUUUCAGCUCGAGAACUACCUUGUUUCUCGGGGAAUACCAGCUUAUAGCCUCGACGGUGACAACCUCCGCCAUGGUUUAAACCGGGAUCUCGGCUUCAGCAAAGAGGACCGCGAAGAAAACGUGCGAAGGGCGGCGGAGGUGGCGAAAUUGUUCUCCGACUGCGGCGUGAUCGCCAUCUGCAGCUUCGUCUCGCCGUUCGAAGCAGACAGAAGGCUGGCAAGGACGAUACACGAGGACUUCGAUCUCAAGUUCUUCGAAGUCUUCGUGCAAGCCUCCGUGGAGACCUGCGAGGCCCGAGAUGUGAAAGGUCUUUACGAGAAGGCCAGGAAGGGGAUCAUCAAGAGCUUCACCGGCAUCGGGCAGAAUUACGAAACGCCUAAAGAUCCCGACCUCGUUGUGAAUACGGAGGUUCAUGACUUGGAGGCCUCGACGAAGAUGCUGAUCGACUUCUUGAGAGUGCAGAAAGUCCUCCCAGAGUUUGGAGAAACGGUCGAUGAGCUGUUUGUCGACGAGAAAGAGAUGGAAAGGGCGAAGAAGGAAGCGGAGAAUUUUCCUAGUAUCGAAAUCACUGAUAUCGACUUGCAAUGGGUUCAAGUGCUCGCUGAAGGUUGGGCAGCUCCACUUAAGGGUUUCAUGAGAGAAGAUCAAUAUUUGCGAUGUCAACAUUUCAACAUUAUUGAACACGAUGGAGGCGUCAUUAAUCAAUCGAUACCUAUCGUACUUCCAGUCAACGCAACUCAGAAAGAAACAUGCGCCAAUGCAUCAGCGUUGGUCUUAAAACACAAACAUCGAGACAUCGCAAUUCUCAGAAGACCCGAAUUUUUCGCCCAUAGGAAAGAAGAAAGAUGUAGCAGAGAAUUCGGGACAAACAAUCCUGGACAUCCUUACGUCAGGAUGAUCCAGGAAUCGGGUGACUGGCUGGUCGGUGGUGAAUUAGAAGUUUUGGAGAGGAUCAGAUGGAACGAUGGUCUCGACAGAUACAGACUCACCCCAAACGAAAUUCGUAGAAAGUCCAGAGAAAUGGGCGCGGACGCUGUUUUCGCUUUCCAGCUGAGAAAUCCGAUACACAAUGGCCACGCGCUCUUAAUUCAGGAUACAAGAAGAUAUCUCGUGGAAGAACGUGGCUUUAACAAACCAGUUCUUUUGCUGCAUCCUCUGGGAGGAUGGACAAAAGACGACGACGUACCCCUACAUGUGAGAAUAAAUCAACACCGAAGCGUUCUUGAGGAAGGUGUACUACACGAAGACACCAUCCUUGCCAUUUUUCCAAGUCCAAUGCUUUACGCUGGCCCUACAGAGGUGCAGUGGCACGCUAAAGGAAGAAUGAUGGCAGGCGCAAACUUUUUCAUCGUUGGCCGUGAUCCUGCGGGUUUGCCGCAUCCGGAUAAGUCUAAAACUCCCGAUGGAAAUUUGUACGACGAGACGCACGGCUCGAGGGUUCUGUCCAUGGCGCCAGGCCUUCAGGAUCUCGAAAUAAUUCCAUUUAGGGUAGCAGCUUACGACAGUAAAGCGAAAAAAAUGGCAUUCUUCGAACAGAAACGAUCGCAGGAUUUUAUUUUCAUAUCGGGAACUAAAAUGCGAAAUUUGGCAAAAGCAGGUGAAAAUCCACCGGAAGGAUUCAUGGCGCCGAAAGCAUGGCAAAUCGUCUCCGACUACUAUCAAAAGCAGCUGAAAAAUUAAUUCUAAGCUAGCGUCAGCCGUAACUUUCACGUUAAAGGGUAUAUAGUGUUUACACGGACAAAAUAACAACGUUAUCUUUUGUUGAAGUUUAAUUUAAUAAUCAAAAUUAUAAAUGAAAUCGUUACGUCGUGUGCACGGAAAAUGACUCAUUGUCACUGUUCAUUUAUAAAAGGCAAUAAUCUCAUUAAAAUACAAGUAAAGUAC